GCAAGAAUAAAUGUCAAGACCAAGGACAGUUCAAGAAGACGAUUACCAAGCCAUCGCUUGUGUCUCGAAGAGAAAUUCCUUUAGAAGGGAUGAUAUUUAGCACAGAAAUUAGUUCAAAUAAUCCUUGGUGUCAUAAGUGUAAAGAAUGGAGCCAAAAAUGUCAAGAACUUCAAGUUCAACAAGAUGAGAUGAAGAAAUAUUACUCCUCUCUAACAGAAGAUCUCCAGCAGUCUGUCAAUAUUCUGCUGAAUGAUUACAUAAAGGAUUCUAAUGCAGUUGAAAAGUUCACUCAAAGUUCUGAGAAGAUCAAGCAACUGCGUAAAGAGGGCUAUGAGCUUAAGAAAACUCUAUUAAUGAUGCAGAAGAACUACUCUGACGCUCAGCAAUCUCUUGAGGAGGAUAAAUAAGUGCAUAAAGAAAGCUGAAAAAGAGCUUAAGAAGACUAAUGAAGGCAAGCUCAUGGCUGAAUGAAAUCAAUUGAAAAAAACGGUCAAAAAUUUAACAGAAGAGGUCGAGAAUUUGAGUAUGACUAACGAAAGGCUAUUUCAAGAUCUUAAGAAUCAAAACUUUUAUUUGAAGUACCAUGAGUUAUCAGAGAAAUACAGCAAGAUACAGAAAGAGAACGAAAAACUGCUUGACCUAAAGAUCAAGAAAUUCAACAGAAUUUUUUUCAAAACACAGAGUUAUAGUGGUUUACAAGGCUACUCUAGUUUUUUUAAUAGGAGUCAGGAAGGAAGAAAUAAGUUACAACAGAUUUUAGCCAAGAAUAACUUUAACUCUUGUUUCUCACCUUCUCAGCCUAGGAUUCAAUGUAAAAAAAUCCCGAAGAAAGACAUUGACACUAAAGUACUGUCUUCCAGAGUAGAGAAGAACUCUCAUGAGAAAAGAGUCUUUGUAAGAAAGAUGAGCUUCCCUUUUAAAAUGAAGUGAGAGAAGCCUAAACGUAGUCCUGCUUUGACAAGUUCUAAACGAACAAAAAAAAUUAUGAAGAGUCUUAAUACUACCCAACUGACAAGAACGAAUACUUCUGAAGAUCGAUGAAAACCGCGAAGAAAAUACGAUAGCAUUUCUCAUCAAGAAUUAUGCUCUGAAGUUGGUAUUCAGAGCCAAGCCAAAAUGCCAAAACCAAAAUGCCAGCCAAGACGGCGAAAGAAGGCCUUAAACCCCAGCAUCCCUAUAACUCCAAGGUCUGAAUACCUAAAUAUCUUCAAAAGGGUAGCUAUCUAGGUCCCCAAAUGGCCUAAAAUCUCCCAAAAUGUGCACGAAUAAUGCCUUAAACCCCCUUAUAAUUUG
This is a messenger RNA of Moneuplotes crassus, 1293 nucleotides long. NCBI's taxonomy places the organism in Eukaryota, Ciliophora, Spirotrichea, Euplotida, Euplotidae. The record is from the annotation of a GenBank genome assembly.